Molecule: messenger RNA, 2152 nt
Organism: Sinocyclocheilus grahami
Lineage: Eukaryota; Metazoa; Chordata; Actinopteri; Cypriniformes; Cyprinidae
Product: rho GTPase-activating protein 15-like
Exons: 16
Coding region: 262-1857 (531 amino acids)
Biological process (GO): signal transduction; regulation of GTPase activity
Cellular component (GO): cytoplasm
Molecular function (GO): phospholipid binding; protein binding
Source: RefSeq, a predicted model, not a curated record
GAGCUUUUGGAGCAAGUCUGGUUCGUAAUCGAAGCGUGUGCAAACAGAAGCGCGUUUGAUCAGGACUGUGUGAAUGAAGCCACAGAUAAAGAAGAGCUUCCUUCAUGCACGUGUGAAUUUGACUUUCACACCCUUCUCGUCUCAACUUCCUUAUCGACACAAACGGUUCGAGAGAAAAACAGAGCGAUGUUGGCGUCUUCCUCUUGUGAAGAGGAAGUUGAGUUUGCAGUGAGCUGAGCUGGAUCUGACUCUGACAGACAGAUGAGCCUUUAUGAAGACGCUGGAUUAAAAACGGCUCUCGCUGGAUUACGGGAGAUCUGCGGCUCCCUCUCGCCUGACCUCACCUACAUUCCCCAUGAUGCCAACGGCUGGCAGCUGAGCCAGAGCAUGCAGCACGUGACGUUGUCUGAAGCCCUUAGCUCCGCCUCCUGUGUGUUAGGCGACGCCCAUCACAGGAACUCCGCCUUAGCAGGGGGCGUGGCACACGUGAGCCACUCCUACUCCAUGUUCCUGCCCUCACAGAGAGAGUCUGCAAAUGGCAAGUCAGAUUACAGGCUGGUGGCAGAACCUCCUUCAUCUGAGAGCUCACCAGACAGUGAAGGAGUCACACCGGAACUGGAAAAGGCUGGUCUGCUCAACAAAACCAAGAUAGCAGAAGGAGGCAGGAAACUGAGGAAAAACUGGAACCCGUCAUGGGUGGUGCUGGUGGGAAACAGUCUCGUCUUCUUCAAAGACCCCAAAAGCCAGAAUCCUGACAGCUGGAAACCGGGUAACAGCUGUCCAGAGAGCAGCGUGGAUCUGAGAGGAGCUCAGCUUCAGUGGGCCAAUGAUCUGUCCAGCAGAAAAAACGUCUUCAAGCUGAGGACGGUUACGGGAAAUGAGUUCUUGCUGCAGUCCGAGACAGAAUCGCUCAUCAGAGAAUGGUACAGAACCAUCCAGAACGUCAUCGACAGGCUGGAUAAAGAGAAUCCUCUAGAUAAUGUGCUGCUGUAUUCUCUGAGGAGAGCCGGAUCGGUCGAGAUGUUGGAUCAGAGCGGAGACGAGGACGAGAAUCGUGCCGGAAACAAGACGUCGCUCCCUCGUUCCGCAUCUAACCUGGAGAACUCGGAGCACAAGCGUGUGAAGAGCCGCUUGAAGAAGCUGAUUCUCCGGAGGCCUCCGCUGCAGACGCUGCAGGAGAAAGGACUCAUUAAAGAUCAGGUGUUCGGCUGCGGGCUGGAGCUGCUGUGUGAGCGAGAGAAAAGCACCGUCCCAAAGUUCGUCAGGAAAUGCACUGAUGCUGUGGAGAGAAGAGGUUUGGAGACUGAUGGGAUUUACAGAGUCAGCGGGAAUCUGGCCGUCAUUCAGAAACUGCGCUUCGCUAUCAAUCAUGAGCGAGCCGUGACCACAGACGGACGCUAUCUCUUCCCUGAGGAUUUAGUUCAAGAGCGUCUGGAUCUGGACGACCCGCAGUGGGAGGACAUUCACGUCAUCACCGGAGCGCUCAAGCUGUUCUUCAGAGAGCUGCCCGAGCCGCUCGUGCCGUACGGAUUCUUCCACGACGUCGUCGAGACCGUCAAAACCUCUGAUUACCUGGAUAAGGUGGACAGACUGAAGCUGCUGGUCCUCAGCAUGCCUCCACACAACCUCCACACUUUAAGACACAUGAUACGACACCUCAGACGGGUGAUGGAGCGCUCCGACAGCAACCGCAUGACCACGCAGAACAUCGGCAUCGUGUUCGGCCCCACGCUGAUGCGCCCCGAGAACGAGAGCGGAAACAUGGCCAUUAACAUGGUGUAUCAGAACCAGGCCGUGGAGCUGCUGCUGAGCGAAUACCAGCAGAUCUUCGGAGCCGAGGAGACGGGAUCCUACUGAACACAAUCCCAGACUGCACUGGGACACGAGGACGAGGACGAGUCUGGAGACAGAUGGACUCAGAUCUGCAUCAUUACUCCACAAACUCACCAUAUAUACUGUAUGAGAGGGGUUUAUGAAUGGGUGGAUCUCAUGAAAACACGACCGGGUCACGUUUCAGCUCAGAUGUCAGAAAUAAUAAUAAAAAAUAGAAUUAUAUUUUGCAUAAAGAAAAUAAAUUUUUAGGAUCAAUAAGAUAACGGAAUGUUAUUUUAUUGUUAAUUAUACACCUUUUCACCAUAGAUUCUCAAAGCAU